AUGCCGUUUAGCUACGACCAAUUUAAGCGAAAUCGCAAAGACUGGGUUGAAGAGCUUGAAAAUUACAACAAGAUAUGGUACAGGUUUCGCAAAAGCCGACAAACCAAUUGGGAGCGCAAGCAAAAUUUUCUCGAAUUGCUCCAAAGUCAGCUCAAUCAAACUUUGGAAUAUGAUUUCAGUGAAUUAACCAAAACCAGGUGUUUUGCAGUGAAGAUCCGUCAAAUAUUGGGCGCGAUCCCAAUAGCAACCGAAGAUGCAGUUAUUCGUGGAGAAGUAUUAAAUAUGAUCACUACAGCAAUUGGCCGACUCACCUUUGAUGACGGAUAUGGUGAAGAGGACAAAUUUGCACUGAGAUGGGAUAAGCGGGCAAUGAAGGCCGAUAAAGAGUGGGAUGAAAAUUCGCCAGGAAAUGGAGAUAUCGAAUAUUUCAGACGAGAACAACUUCGUCUCAUAUGGUCAUGUCUCUCUGUGAUCCUUAAGGAUUGCUAUUGCCUCCAGUGUGUUAAGCGCCGUCCUUCAGCCAAUGCAUCGGAGGCGAUUUCGAAGAGUGCCUUGGCUUUGAUGUGGCAGCGUUGGCGAAAUCUAUUUUCAGGUAUAUGA
Penicillium manginii is the source of this 600-nucleotide messenger RNA. RefSeq lists its product as uncharacterized. The record is from RefSeq and is a predicted model, not a curated record. Lineage: Eukaryota; Fungi; Ascomycota; Eurotiomycetes; Eurotiales; Aspergillaceae. The transcript has a single exon. Bases 1 to 600 code for a protein of 199 amino acids.